Anarrhichthys ocellatus (wolf-eel) is the source of this 757-nucleotide messenger RNA. RefSeq names its product cytochrome b-c1 complex subunit 6, mitochondrial-like. The record is from RefSeq and is a predicted model, not a curated record. Gene Ontology annotation, cellular component: respiratory chain complex III. The coding region runs from base 94 to 414 and encodes 106 amino acids. NCBI's taxonomy places the organism in Eukaryota, Metazoa, Chordata, Actinopteri, Perciformes, Anarhichadidae. Gene Ontology annotation, biological process: mitochondrial electron transport, ubiquinol to cytochrome c. The transcript is spliced from 4 exons.
ACGACCUCACGUCCUCAACGAACAGCGGUGCAGCUGACGAGCUGGGAUUUCUGUCCUCUGCCGGGAUUUUUGGAGAAGUUCAGUGUCGUAAUCAUGGUUUUUGAGAGGAAGAUGCUCACGUACGGCGACCCCGACGACGAGGAGGAAGAUGUGCCAGCUGAGGAAGAAGAGGCAGAGGAGGAAGAGGAAGAAGAGGAGGAGGAGGAAGAAGACAUGGUGGAUCCUCUAGAUACGAUACGAACCAAGUGUGAGCAGACCGAUCACUGUGUGCACUACAUGGAGCGUCUGGAGACCUGUGCAGCCAGAGUUGGCUCCAAAUCCAGCACUGCUGAAGAAUGCACAGAAGAACUGUUUGACUUCCUGCAUGCACGGGAUCAUUGUGUGGCACACAAGCUGUUCCAUAACGUGAAAUAACCUCCUGACCAGCUGCAAAAUCAAUUUAACUGCUAAAAUACUCAAUAUUCCUCUGUUCUCCUGUGUAUUAAUGUAAAAGAAGUUUCUUGGGUUCCUGGACUAAAUACGCGCCACGCUUUCUGUAUACAGUGCAUACUUGUGUAGAUGGGGUCAGAAGCAGUCUGUCAAAUACAAGUCACUGCUUGUAGGUAAUGAGGGCAUCAAAGAAGGGCUCAGAUCGUUCUCACUGGUCAGUUCACAUGCAAAAGCAAACCUGCUUCUCUGGCAAUGAAUGUCUCUACUCAGGUUUGGCCAUGGAUUCAUUGUUCCAACUUAAAUAAAUGUUUUCUUUGGUAUCAAGCCU